Iphiclides podalirius (scarce swallowtail) is the source of this 1722-nucleotide messenger RNA. Lineage: Eukaryota; Metazoa; Arthropoda; Insecta; Lepidoptera; Papilionidae. The record is from the annotation of a GenBank genome assembly.
AUGAACUUAUCUUUUGCGGGUUGUGGUUUUCUUGGUAUAUACCAUGUUGGUGUUGCUGUGUGUUUCAAAAAAUAUGCGCCACAUUUAUUAUUAGGGAAGAUUUCCGGGGCUUCUUUUGGUGCUAUAUCAGCAUGUGCCCUACUUUGUGAUCUACCGAUCGGUGAAAUCACCAGUGAUGUCUUGAGGAUAGUUGGGGAAGCAAGGGCGGGGUCCCUUGGGCCCUUCAGCCCUUCAUUCAACAUUCAGAAUGUGCUUCUGGCCAGCAUGCAGAGGCACUUGCCUGAUGAUGUGCACAAGAUCGUCAGUGGCAGACUGCACAUAUCUUUGACCAGGGUUUAUGAUGGAAAGAAUGUUAUUGUCUCCGACUACCCCACCCGAGAAGACCUUUUGCAGGCGUUGCUCGCGUCGUGCUUCGUGCCAGUGUUCUCUGGCAUGUUGCCGCCACGCUUUCACGGAAUCCGCUACAUGGACGGCGGCUUCAGUGAUAACCUACCGGUGUUGGAUGAGAACACGGUCACCGUGAGCCCGUUCUGCGGUGAGAGCGACAUUUGCCCGCGGGACCUCAGUUCGCAGCUGUUCCACGUGAACUUGGCCAACACAAGCAUCGAACUGUCGAAGCAGAACAUGAAUCGCUUCGCGCGGAUCCUCUUCCCACCGAAGCCCGAGGUGCUCAGCAACAUGUGCAAGCAGGGCUUCGACGACGCGCUCCGAUUCCUCCAUAGGAACAACCUGAUCUCGUGCACCAGAUGCCUGGCGGUGCAGACCACAUUUCAGCUACAGGAUGUGCUUGACGAUACGACCUACGAGUACGACCCCGAGUGCGAAGAGUGCAAGACCCAUCGACAGGACGCCCUCGUCGACGAUUUACCGGACACCGUGAUGACGAUAUUCCAAAACGCCAUCGAGUCGGCGAACAGCGGGCUAGUGAGCUGGCUGAUGAGGCAGCGGGGGAUGAGGUGCGUCUCUGUGAUGACGUUGCCCUACAGGGUACCAGUGGACAUCAUGUACGCGACGUUCACAAAUUAUAUCGGUGAUAAGGUAGACAGGCACGCACUGCAGUACGCCGUGGUCGGCAGUGUGCGCGUGCGUAGAAGGAGGUGUGUCCGUCACAACAACGUAAUGACUAGAUUCGUGACCAGCACCCCGAAGAUGAGCAAGUCGCUGUGGCGGCUCAGCUGGAGUCUACUGCGGCAGCUGCACGCCUUCGUCUACUCGGCUCACGACCGCUCCGAAGCCGCCGCGAGGAUCUACUACAAACUGGCCCUGGACGCGAAGAAGGACGCUGACGACUACAGGCUGGACAGGAGACGCGCGAGCGAGGUUCGAGUGACUUACGGAGACGUGGUGGCCGACGGUGAUACGUUCGAGCACAUACUCAACGUAACAUCGCACAACGACGCGCUGCUCGCUUACUACUACCUCGACAGCGAUAACAAGAUGAAGAUGACGGAGAUUUAUGACGUGACGGACGCGGACACGGAGGCGGUACAGUCGCCGACGGAGCGAGACGUCAACAAGCAACUGGAGUUCGACAACGACUGGUCUUCGGACCUCAUCGUCAACGAAGACGAUCUGGACAUCGAUGAUGGCGAGGAGUUGUUGGACCACGGUCUGUUCUCCGAUCCCGAAAGCGAGUGGACCAGGCAAAGGUCUUGCUCAGAGUCUGACGGCGAGCAGCCGGAAUCCGACCAGAGGGUCGUCGGCUACAGCGCCAUCGAGUGC